AUGAGUAACCAUAAUCAUAAUACGCAGCUUAAUAAACGAGGAACAUUAUAUUCAAAGCAUGGCUGUGAACCAUGUAAAAAAGCCCAUGUUAAAUGUGAUGAGUCGAAACCCUUUUGUGAAAAAUGUAUAAAAGCAAACAAAAUAUGUACGUAUAAAGGUGGCUUCGUUAAUAAGAUCGUAAAUACAAGAGACAACUUCAUUAAAAAACCUCCAAUCAAAGAACAAAAAUAUAUUAGAAAUAUUAAAAAUAUCGAUCAUAAUAUUGACAAAAAUAGAUCUGUAGUUAUAUCAGUUUUUCCACAAAGUGCAUUUCAUAAAAAUUCAGCCCAAAAAUUUAACCAAGAUAAAACAACAGGUGCUGUCCAUAGAAUACCAUCAACAUCGCCUAGUUAUAACACUCAUACUCAUGCAGGUAAUGUGGAUCAAAAGAAAAAGAAAAAAAGUAAUAUUAAAAUAAAGCAAUUUACAAUGUAUAGCAAUCCAAUUCAACUUUCGAGUGGUUCUCAAAAUUCAAUUGCACCAAGUAAUAUGAAUACACAAAAUAAUAGCCCUAACACUAGCCCUGAAAAUAAUAAUAUUGAUUUAUUAGUUGAUAUUAAAGGUGAAAAACCAAUCAAUGGCCUGUUAUUUAUACCUAGAUCAGAAUUAUAUCGAUUAACCCUUUUGAAUAUAGAUUUAGAAUAUUUUGAAAAAAGUUUCAAUUUACCAGAAAAAUUUUCCUUUACCGUUAAUGAUAUAAUACGCUUACGUGGACUAGCUAUGGACCGUAAUACAGAGCAAAUAGCUUUUGAUGAUCCUUUUAGAGAGCUCAUAGAAAGUCCGAAUUAUGAUUUUAAUAAUAUUACCAAUAACAAUUUAAAAAUUUUAAAUGAAAAUAAAUUUUUAGCAUUCUGUUGGAAAAUAUUUAUUGCCAAUUCAAUGAAUGGGCACAUGAAGUUUUUCCCAGAUGAUAAGUAUCAUAAAGAGUUGAAAGAAUUGUGGGAGAUUGGUAAGCAUUUUGUGUCAUUGCAUCACAUCAUAAUCUAUAUUGCAUCUGUUAUAAUUCAAAACUAUUACUAUAAUCCCAAAAAUCUAUUUAAUAGUAUCGACAAAAAGAUUGAAGAUAAUCACACUAUGAUUUUAAAACUAAAACAACAAAAAUUAUCACCAAUUUGGGAUAGGUACGUUCGUUUACCAUCAUUAAAAUCAUGUUAUAAUUAUCUUAAAUCCAUUGAAAAUAAGCAGCAUACAAUAAAUGACUUGAUAUUUUUGGUUGUAUUUGGGGAGAUUUCUAUUAAUAGUUUUAAAAAUGGUAAUCAGAUGGGGUGGAAAUUACAUUUAAAAGAAAUGAUACGUUGUCUCCAUAUUAUUAAUAAAAGUAAAAAACAGUUGGAAUAUUUUACAGUUUUUGAAAAUUGUAAAUCGUGGUUAAACUAUCUGGAAGCAACAUCUUUCUUGCUGAAUUAUAAAGGUGGAGCAAUUGAAAUAAUGGACUAUAUUCCCAGCAAUGCAUUAAUCUCAAAAGUGACCGAUAAUAAUUUGUCAUUAUAUAAUAAAAAAUUCAAUUUAAUCACCGGUUACGUUAUGGAUUUUGAUUUAAUAUUUCAUAAAUUAUUCCAAAUGAGUUUAAAUUUGAAGAAAGAUUUUAAUAUCAUUAUUACUGGCGCAAAUAUCUGUCAACUUCGAUUGACGAAUAAAAAUCCAAUAAUAGAAAGUAAAUUAAAUGAUUUCGGUUUAAAUUUGAUGGAAGAUUUAAAAUAUUUGGAUAAUAAUAUAAAUAUUGAGAAAGUUGUUGAAAAAGUUGCUGAUAUUCGAAGGAAAACUGCAAUUGUUUACAGCCAUAGAGCUUGUAUAAUUGCAUUAAACUUAUAUUUUAGGUGUUUUUUUUUAAAGAAAAAAAAAGACAAUGGCGAUGUAGGUGAUGAGCAUAAGAUGGUAAAGAGGAAGAUGAAAAAGAAAUCUCGUAGCAAAGCUAUAAUUAAAUUAAAUAAUAGCUACGAUGUAGAUGAUGAUGCCGAUGAAGGUGAAAUUUAUGAAAAAUUAUUCAAAGAAUUUUUAUUUUCAUGGAAAUUUAUUCCAGUAUCAAAUAGUUCUAACUUCAGAAUUCAUUGGACAUUAGUAGUGGUAGGUAACGUUUGUAUAAUGUUGGGCAGGUUUGAUGUAUUAGAAGAAGUUCGAAAUAUUUUAAGAAAAUUCAUGAACUUAAUGCCAUUUAUUGUUCCAAGAGAUAUUCGAGAGUUAGAACUAUUGGAAGAGUCUAUUAAAACUGGUAGUUUUGAAAAGAUUGAAAAUUUUGAAUAUGGCCUACCUGCAUUUUAA
Messenger RNA from Henningerozyma blattae CBS 6284, 2298 nucleotides. RefSeq names its product Zn(II)2Cys6 transcription factor domain-containing protein. Bases 1 to 2298 code for a protein of 765 amino acids. NCBI's taxonomy places the organism in Eukaryota, Fungi, Ascomycota, Saccharomycetes, Saccharomycetales, Saccharomycetaceae. The transcript has a single exon. Gene Ontology annotation, cellular component: nucleus. Gene Ontology annotation, molecular function: zinc ion binding; transcription cis-regulatory region binding; DNA-binding transcription factor activity, RNA polymerase II-specific. Gene Ontology annotation, biological process: positive regulation of transcription by RNA polymerase II. The record is from RefSeq and is a predicted model, not a curated record.